Messenger RNA from Bactrocera tryoni, 1884 nucleotides. RefSeq names its product gamma-butyrobetaine dioxygenase. The transcript is spliced from 5 exons. Bases 29 to 1303 code for a protein of 424 amino acids. Gene Ontology annotation, biological process: carnitine biosynthetic process. Gene Ontology annotation, molecular function: oxidoreductase activity. NCBI's taxonomy places the organism in Eukaryota, Metazoa, Arthropoda, Insecta, Diptera, Tephritidae. The record is from RefSeq and is a predicted model, not a curated record. Gene Ontology annotation, cellular component: mitochondrion.
CAAACGGUGCGCUUCGUUUUACUAGAAAAUGAUCGCACCCGCUUUCUGUGCGUUGACGCGUGUCGCGCGCAGUUCCGUUUCGCAUUUACAAAAAGUAGUGCGUCGUUAUUUGAGCGCCUCCGUGGAGGAGGGUAAAUAUGUUUUAGUGCAACGGCAUAAAUCGUGUGAUAAUGCAAUUAUGAAAUUUCCGAGUGUGUGGCUACGUGACAACUGCUACUGUGAGCAGUGCUACCAUCACAGCUCAAAGUCGCGUCGCAUCGAUUGGGAUCGCUUCGGUACUGAAGUGGUGGCUCUCGAUGUUCAGGUUGAUUCGGUUGCUGAGCAAGUUGUGAUUAAGUGGAGUGAUCAGCAUACUUCCACUUAUGAUCUGAAGUGGCUGCGCGAGCGUGAAUUCAGUGAUGAGCGCAGACAACGGUAUUUGAAUGGAUUUUAUCGGCCAAAACCAAAACAUUGGGCCGGUCAGCAGUUCAAAGAAAUCACGGAAACUUUCAAAUUUCAAGAUGUGAUGCAAACAGAUGAGGCUCUACAACAAUGGCUUGAGGCACUAGCAGUACGCGGUGUGGUCAUCAUCGAAGACGCGCCACUGGAAAACACGGUUGUACGUCAAUUAGCCGACCGUGUGGGUUUUAUACGACGCACCACCUACGGCGAAGAGUUCAUUGUGCAGGCGAAACCAGGCGCUAAGAACUACGCCUACCUCUCCGAUCCGCUGCCGCUGCACACGGACCUACCCUACUAUGAAUACAAGCCGAGCGUGAAUAUAUUGCACUGCGUGGUGCAGUCGCAGUCAGUUGGCGGCAGUAAUCUGUUAGUCGACGGAUUUCACAUAGCCGAUCGCUUGCGCGACGAACACCCAGCGGAUUACCGUAUACUAACGGAGACGCAGGUCGAUUGGAAUGAUAUCGGCAGUGAGGAUGGGCGGAGUUUUCACAAUAUCUGGCGCGCGCCGGUGAUAUGUUUAGACAGUGACGGAAAUUACACGCGUAUAAAUCACAGCAUUCCGCAGCGCGACAGUCAUUUCUCCGUGCCGCUGCGCGCCGUCAUACCCUGGUACCAGGCCUACGCCAAGUUUGUGCGUUUGGCGCGCCGCGACGCUUUUGCAUUUAAAACGAAACCCGGCGACGUUUUGACUUUCAAUAAUAUUCGUCUGCUGCACGGUCGCACCGGGUACGAUGACUCCGAGCAGAAUGUACGGUACAUUGUGGGCGCCUACCUCGACUGGGACAUCAUCUAUUCGAAGCUGCGCGUAUUGAAGAGCGCACAGGCGGAAAGCCUCAAUGUUGGCAGCGCGCUGCAGCAGUAGCACCACCAACAACAACAAAAUGCAUUACAUAUUUUUAUAUAUAAAAAGUCAUGGCAGCUGGCGGCCUAACUGCUGUUGGCAAAACCACAACGUUGACGUGUACGACGAAGGCGACAAUUGGCACACUAACUCCUUCAGCGCGCAACUGUCAAGGAGCGGGCAACAACCGGCGCAGCAGCACCAGAAACAGGAAUUGCUGCUGCAGCCUCUCUCGUCCUAUAACGGUUCUUGUGGUGCAAUGCUUUCUAUUAUCAACUUUUUUUCUGCUGCCAACAGUGCCUUCAUUAUUUUUCGAUUCCUCUUUGGCUUGGCGCUUUGCUCCGUAGUUGUUGCUGUUGUGUUUGCAUGUCUUUUCGAGUUUUAUUGAUUUUUAAUAAAGUGGCGCGCAGCAGGCGACCGGAAGUUGUGGUGACAUUAAAGCGGAUAAUUUACUUGCUUUCACACUUGACUUAUUAUCAAUUUAAGGCGUUAACGCUGAGUGAUGGCACUUUACAUUCCCUGUAAUUAUUCUAAAUUUGAUUGUAAUUGUAAAAACAAGGGUACUUUUAGGCAAUAAAAUUAUCGAUUUGUAUUAGUAAGAA